AGGGCCGAAAAGUUGCGAUUGUCCAUAACCGCGCCUAGCUAUGUUUAGAAAUUGGUCACGUGAUACUGAUAGUUGAAAAGCUAGGUCGUGAAAUUGUGCAUUUAGGUCAGUUUUAUUUAAAGGACUAAUUACAGGUGAAAAGUUUUACUGAAUUUUCUACAGCGAGAUACAGAACAAAAGAACCAUGUCAUCGUUUCCAGUAGCCACACAACCUCAGAAAAUGGAGAUGACUGCAGCUCCAGGAGUGCCCGGGUUGCCACCAAGUCUACAAUAUAUGGCAGGACUAGAUCAAAUCAUCGUCAAACAAAAGUUUGAGGCUCUUGAAGUAUUGACUGGAUUUGAGACAAGAAAUAGAUAUGCCGUAUUAAACAAUCAAGGACAACAAAUAUUCUUUGUACAAGAAGAGUCUAGUUUGUGUGAGCGUUGCUUUUUCCCCCAGAAUAGAGGUUUCCAGCUCCAUAUGACUGACAACAAUUCUGUGGAAGUGAUGCAGUUCUCGAGAGAGUUCAAGUGUUGUACAGGAUGUUGCUGGUGUGGCGAGGGUUGUUGUAGCAUGACCAUCAAUGUUGAGUCUCCGGUAGGGCGUAUUAUCGGCAGAAUUAGGACUGGAAAUUCCAAAUGGAAGAAUCACGUACAGAUCUUUGAUGCUGCAGACAACCACAUGUUUACAAUCUGGGGGCCAUGUUGUCCUUUCCAGACUGUCUGCUGCCCAGAAGAUAUUGAUUUCCCGAUAACUGACCCAUCAUUACAAACACGUGUUGGGAAUAUUGCGAAGCAGUGGAGAGGAUGUUGUGCGGAAUCUUUCACUGAUGCCGACCAGUAUUGUUUGACAUUCCCACCUGACAUGACUGUUGACUGUAAGGCCUUGCUGUUAGGAUCUCUCUUCUUGGUCGAAUACCUUGUGUUUGAGAGACAGAAGAAGAACAAUUAAAUGGUAUCAUAGCAACCAACAAAACCAAACACAGCUAGUGUACUAGAUGACUUGUAAAUAUCAUGACCCGCAGUUCUUACGCUGCACCACAGUUGAACAAGUUUACAAAAAAAAUAUUUUAAAAACAAUGUUUUAAUUUCAUCUGUUCUUUUAUCAAAUGUUUUAUUAUCUUUGCUUUUAUCAACAUUACUAUAUUAGUAAAGUAACUUUAUAUUGUAUGAACUAUAUAUGUCAGCAUUGUAUAUUUUACAAGAAAAUGAAUUAUUGAAUUUUCAUGGUAUGAGAGGUAAUGUAUAUAUAUUAGAUGUUGGGGAUGAGAUGUAUCAUGUAGUGUAAAUAUGUUAGUUGUAAUUGAAAAAUAUGUUAGAGGGACUUUCAUGUUUCUUGUACAGCUGUGACACUGUGAUGAUAUUUGUGAACAUAAUUAAGUCAUAAUUGAUCUUAUAUGUUAUAAAAAAACUUUAAUAAUAGAAAUCCAGGUGGUCAGCUCUUUAUAGGUUUAAUAACUUUUAUUUUUUUUAUUUUUAAAUUUUAAGGAUCUCUGAACACAAGUGGUUGUAUAUUACAAGUGACUGUAUCUCACCACAAAUCAUUUCUUGAUUGACAUUAUCAUGGUCUCUCGUCAGUUUUAUAUUAAUAUUUUCUUACACUUUAUAUUACAAUAUGUAUCUUAUAUUGCAAGUAAUUCAAAUUUUUAAUGUGUCUUUUUUUUUUAACAGAUUUUACCAAAAUUAUUUUGAUAUCAAAACCAUGGAGUUAAAUAUAGAUGUAUUGUAUAUCUGUGUCAAAACUUAAUUACAUGUAUGUGGCUUAUAUUAAUGGAACUUGAAACUACAGCAAAGUUCUUGAAAGUACAGCAAAGUUUUGAAUGUACAGCAAAGUUUAUCAGUGUUAUGUUAAACCUGUUGUAUGUCCUUACAUAUCUAUAUUCUGUGAACAAUUUAUGCCUUUGAUUGAAACUUGGAUGUUCUUAAAUUGUGUAAUAUACAUGUAGUUAACAUUCAUGUAUCUAUGUUGUGAUUCCGUUUGAAAUCCAUUAUGCAACACAUCCAGUCUACCUCAUAUUAAUGUGAAUGGUGAUACACUGGGUAUAUCCAUUUUAAAAUGUAGGGGUGUAAAAUGAUUAAAUCAUUGAUCAAAUUUGACUACCUUAUUCCAAAUGAACUUUACUUCAUUUUCUCUAGUUACUGGCACUUGCUGUUCUAUUUGUUUAUAUUUCAGAUUUCCUUAUUUGCAUGUGAAUAUUUACAUUAUUUUAAGCAGUUAAUACCAGGUUUACCUUAAAUCUGAAUUAAACUAAUCCAAUGAUAAUUAUUCUUUUCUCCACAUAUAACCAACCACCCCUUCAGUGAUAAAAUGUGAAAUUCCAGACAAAAAAAUAGAUCUGAGUUUAUUAUUAUAAAUGUAACAAGUGUGAUAUUUCUAUGUUGACUUUUUGUGUUUUAUGCGUAAAAUUACCUGCAUACAUAAUUAUGUGUUCUUUUUAGACAGAACUUAUUCAUGUUUUUAUCUGGAUAUUAAUCUUGGUGUGUAAAUCAUACUUAUAUGUGAUAGCAAACUUUUUACCUGCUUCAUUUAUUAAAUGUGUUUUUUAUGUAAUAGAGGACUUUUUAUGAGUAUAAGUUAAAAUUUGAUGUAAUGACAUGCAGAGUAAGAAUAAGUUAGCUUUGUUUGUUAUGGUUACAUAUAUUUUACAUGGUUACAUGGAUUAUAUAUUACAUGGUUGCGGCAUACUAAUGUAAGUCAUUUACAUUUUAUGAUUUAUUAUUAUUUCUUAAUAAUCAGACAUUCACAGGUGACAUCUGAUCUGUACUUGAUUUGACCUUCACCUUAACAAAUUCUACAUUAAUUAAGUCUGCUGAAAUGAGAAAUGGCUAAUUUUAAUUGAUUGCAUGUAACAUGAAAUAUUUACAUAAACAAAUCAGUCUUAGACAAAAACAACCUAUCAAAAAUGGACAUUAUGGGAUGUCAUUGUAUAUAAAUUUUGUAUAUUUAUACCUAGGACAUUUUAGAUUUAAGAGAAAAUAAUGAAGAGGGUAGUAUAGUAAGUUGUUAGAUGACGAUGAAAUGGAGUUAAAAAACAUGUCUAUAUAUAGACUACAGCGUUCUAUUAUUUUACAUUGUUUAUGCUCAUACAGCGCUUACUUUGCUCAUAACAAGAAAAUUAUUUCAUAAAAUAUAAUUUUUUAAAAUGUUCAAAUUUCAUUUUAUAAAUAUAUAUAUAUAUUUUUUAAAUGUCCAAGUUGCCUUUUAUAUUGCAUAUUUUCAUAUACCUUUGUGAUAUAAAUGCAGACAGCCAGUAUUUUAAUAGUUUUGCCUUUGUUAUGGUGAUUUAAACAUUUAAUAUUAGACAAGUACAACUUAUGAAAUUUAUAUGGCAAUGGCCUACAUGUAUCAUGCAACUUUACAUUGUUAUCUUGACGCUCACAAAAUUGAAAAUCAUUUGACAUUCCCAAAAUGGUAGCUGGUCAACUCAACUCAAUUUCAGAAAUUUAGCAAGUAAUGGGUAAUUUUUUAAAAAAAAUUGACAUGGGAGGUAAAGCAUAUUUCAAUUAAAUUCACAUUAUGUCAGUAAUUACCAUUUUUGAUUUAAAAUAUGCUAAACACAUCUAUAUAGUAUAAAACACAUGUGCACCAUACUUAAGUUUUAUUUAUCAUAUUUAGCUGCUAUUUUAAAUACACAUUAAAUAUACACAUUAUAUUAUCUACACAUUAUGCUUACUUUUAUUUUAUUUAUUUACACAGCGCAUAUAAGACAUGUUUUAAAUCAAAAGGUAUCUUUUAUCUGUUUGGGCGGCCUAUUUACUACACAAUUUUUAUAUUCAGUUUUAUUUUUUUACACAUAAAGUAUUUUUAUUUGAAGAAUGAUUUCUUGUCUCUCUAUAUAACCAAUUGGGAUCAUGAAUUAUGUUCUCUGUUUUCUCAAGCAUGCAUGCGUACAUGAAUUUUGAAUUUUAAAAUGAAUUUUAAAAAAAAAUUACCUGAAACAUUUCUGUGUUAUAUUAUCAAAUCAUUUCUAGAGCAAGUACUGUAAAUAUUUUUAUAUAUUUUAUAAGCAAGAGAGAGUAGAAACUUUCUUUAAAAAAAAAAAAAAAUUAAACAGUUAGUUUUACAUCAUUUACUAACUUACUUCGUUAGCCAGUCAUAUUUUAUGUUUUCUCUUAUUUUUGUAUUCAUUCUUACUUUGUCGAACGUAGAAUUAUAUGUUUGAGCAGUAGUUGUAUACACAUUAUUCUUUUAUCUUAUUUCUACAGAAAUAAAAGUGAACAAAUUUC
This is a messenger RNA of Ruditapes philippinarum (Manila clam), 4206 nucleotides long. Its product is annotated as phospholipid scramblase 1-like. Gene Ontology annotation, biological process: plasma membrane phospholipid scrambling. The coding region runs from base 185 to 931 and encodes 248 amino acids. Gene Ontology annotation, cellular component: plasma membrane. The transcript has 10 exons. Lineage: Eukaryota; Metazoa; Mollusca; Bivalvia; Venerida; Veneridae. Gene Ontology annotation, molecular function: phospholipid scramblase activity. The record is from RefSeq and is a predicted model, not a curated record.